This is a messenger RNA of Centruroides sculpturatus (bark scorpion), 1251 nucleotides long. Its product is annotated as putative fatty acyl-CoA reductase CG5065. The transcript is spliced from 9 exons. Gene Ontology annotation, molecular function: alcohol-forming very long-chain fatty acyl-CoA reductase (NADP+) activity. The record is from RefSeq and is a predicted model, not a curated record. The coding region runs from base 43 to 1182 and encodes 379 amino acids. Gene Ontology annotation, biological process: long-chain fatty-acyl-CoA metabolic process. Gene Ontology annotation, cellular component: peroxisome. NCBI's taxonomy places the organism in Eukaryota, Metazoa, Arthropoda, Arachnida, Scorpiones, Buthidae.
GAGAGGUCACCUUCAAAACAGGAAUUCGCUCGUUUCUAGUUUAUGCUUACCUCCAAAAAGACUCCUCUUUAUGUGUCCGAAGCUCCUGCGAAGUUCUCCUACAUUCACCAAUCCCUCGAGGCAUUGUACUAUACAUUAAGAAUAUUCGAAAGAAUUGCUGAAGAAAAUAUGUCCAUAUCGAAAUUUUACGAAAGUCGUGAAGUAUUUGUAACGGGGGUAACGGGAUCUUUGGGAAAGGUGCUUUUAGAGAAAUUGCUAAGGUCCUGCAAUAAUGAAAAGAUUUACGUUUUAAUCAGAAGCAAGAAAGGAAUGCCAGCGGAAGAGAGGAAGAUGGAAUUGUUUCGUUCUAAAAUUUUCGAAAACAUUUUAUUGAAAAAUCCGGAAAUUACGAAUAAAGUGGAAUGCAUCGAAGGGGACCUCACAAGAGAGAACUUAGGACUUUCCUCGUGUCAUAUGAAUUUGAUAACAAAGAAUGUUUCGGUGGUGUUUCACUUGGCCGCUUCGGUUAAAUUCGAUGAACCUUUUCGCGAUUCGUUCGUCAAUAACGUGGAAUCGACGAAAAAUGUGGCCGAAGUUUGUCGUCAAAUGAAAAAUUUAUCGAUUUUCGGAAACAUUUUAUUGAAAAAUCCGGAAAUUACGAAUAAAGUGGAAUGCAUCGAAGGGGACCUCACAAGAGAGAACUUAGGACUUUCCUCGUGUCAUAUGAAUUUGAUAACGAAAAACGUUUCGCUGGUGUUUCACUUGGCCGCUUCGGUUAAAUUCGAUGAACCUUUUCGCGAUUCGUUCGCCAAUAACGUGGAAUCGACGAAAAAUGUGGCCGAAGUUUGUCGUCAAAUGAAAAAUUUAUCGGCAUUCGUGCAUACUUCUACAGCUUAUUCUUUCUGCAACAGAAAGGAAGUGGAUGAAAAAAUCUAUACAAUGGACAGAACAUAUGAAGAAUUUAAGAACAUUGCAAAACUAGAAAAUAUUGCUUCCUUAGAGAUAACAGACGAAAAUUUUUUGGAAAAUCGACCCAACACUUAUACUUUAACAAAGGCCAUAGCAGAAAAUUAUUUAAAUACUUUCUGUAGAGAUUUGCCUGUAGUAAUUGUAAGACCUUCUAUUGUUAGUUGUACUUGGAAGGAACCUUUUCCCGUGAGUAUUUCUAUUCUACGUCAAAAUACAUUAUACGUUUGGGUGUAAUCAGUACAUAUUUCUUUAUUCAGGGAUGGAUUGAUAAUAAUAGUGGUGUAGAUUACAUAGCUGGAACAG